UUUGGAUAGAAACCUAAAUUUACAUGUUCCCUUUUUGUUGAUUUUAAAGAUUAUUUAUUCAUUCACUUAAACAUUUAUACAUUAAGUAUCUGAUGUAUUUCUUCUUUGUCAUUUCUACCUAUGGUAGCUUGAAUAAUAAAACAAGCUUAAAUAGUGGAUCAAUCAAUUGUAGAAAUUUUUCCGGUGAAAUUCACAAUAUUUAAACAAGCCAAUUCAAAUUUUCUUUUGUGUUAUCAGUUCCCUACUUAGCACACAAACGAAAUAAUCAUGUCCAUAAGAACACCUUAUGAACGUUUACGUACAUUUUGCUCACAGUUAGCAAAAUAUAUUCCAGAAAUUCAAUUACAACCACCACAUACAAUUAAAAAUUACGGAAAUUGUCCAUAUUUUUAUAAAUUUCAUCUUGGCACAAAGGACUUAGUUGAAAAGUUCAAUGAUGAUAUAUUACCAUCGUCUAAUAAUACUUAUAGACUGUCAAAUGUACCAAGAGAAUCGAUUGGCACACAUUCAGAUGAGAUGAAAUUACAAGAUUUUCAGUGGUUAAUGAAUAAAAAGUUAACAUGUGUUUUAUUAUGGCUUGGUGUAAUCAUUUUAAUUGUUGGAGUAAUCGCAUUACAGAUUGCUAGUUUUUUCUUACAUAAACGACAAGAUAUAUUAUCGAUCGGGGUUGGAUGUUUAAGCUCUGGUCUUUGGCUCCUCUCUGUCACAUUAUUCACUUUUCUUCAUGCUCAUGUUUUUAUUUAUGAAAUACCUGAUGAUAAUAUCGAUGAACACCAAGAUGUGGUUACUAGGAGAAAAGAGGAUCAAACAUUUAACACUGAAGAUGAAUUUGAAUAUAGAAUAACAGAAAAAGUGAUAAUGGAUCAUUCAUCUUGA
Schistosoma bovis is the source of this 876-nucleotide messenger RNA. The record is from the annotation of a GenBank genome assembly. Lineage: Eukaryota; Metazoa; Platyhelminthes; Trematoda; Strigeidida; Schistosomatidae.